Molecule: messenger RNA, 744 nt
Organism: Serinus canaria (Common canary)
Lineage: Eukaryota; Metazoa; Chordata; Aves; Passeriformes; Fringillidae
Exons: 1
Coding region: 1-744 (247 amino acids)
Source: RefSeq, a predicted model, not a curated record
AUGGUGCGCAAGGGGCAGGCGUGCCGGGAGGAGAACCCCGGCCCUGAAAGGGCUGCCGGGCUGGGGCAGGGCGGGGCGAGGGAAGGCGGAGGCGGGGCCGGGGGAAGGCGGAGGCGGGGCCGGGGGAAGGCGGAGGCGGGGCCGGGGGAAGGCGGAGGAGGGGCCGGAGGAAGGCGGAGGCAGCGGAGGAGGGGCCGGGGGAAGGCGGAGGCGAGGGGGGCCGGAGGAAGGCGGGAGGAGGGCCGGGGCAAGGCGGAGGCGGAGGAGGGGCCGGGGGAAGGAGGCGGAGGAGGAGGCCGGGGGAAGGCGGAGGCGGGGCCAAGGGAAGGCGGAGGAGGGGGCCGGGGGAAGGCGGAGGGGCCGGGAAGCGAGGCGGGGCCGGGAAGGCGGAGGAGGGGCCGGGGGAAGGCGGAGGCAGAGGAGGGGCCGGGGGAAGGCGGAGGAGGGGCCGGGGGAAGGCGGAGGCGGGGCCGGAGGAAGGCGGGGGCGGGGCCGGGGGAAGGCGGAGGAGGGCCGGAGAAGGCGGGGCGGGGCAAGGGAAGGCGGAGGAGGGGCCGGGGGAAGGCGGAGGCGGGGCCGGGGGAAGGCGGAGGCGGGGCCGGAGGAAGGCGGGGGAAGGCGGCUCCGCUGCGGCCGCGAGGUGGUGUUGUAGGUAAAGCAGCGCCUCAAUUAAGUCAGUCUUACCUAAUGAGCCUAAAUCGUACUAAAAACGUACGGUGGAUAUUGAUCCCCUUUCGCAUCUAG